Messenger RNA from Triticum turgidum subsp. durum (durum wheat), 873 nucleotides. The record is from the annotation of a GenBank genome assembly. NCBI's taxonomy places the organism in Eukaryota, Viridiplantae, Streptophyta, Magnoliopsida, Poales, Poaceae.
AUGUUGAUCAUUCAGAUCGAACCACCACAAAGGGAACUGGAUCAGGGGAGAAGAGAAGGCAAGCAAGUGGUGGUGACCAUGGAGUUCAAAGCGGCCGUUUUCACCGCCGCCGUGCUGGCCGUGCUCCUCUGCUCCCCGGCAUCCGCCCAGAAGAGCCCACCGGCGCCGUCACCGGUGUCGGUGUCAAUCCCGCCGUCCCUCGCGCCGGCGCCGGCGCCGGCCCCGCGCUACGUGGACCUGGCGGCGCUCCUCGACGUGGCCGGCCCGUUCCACACCUUCCUCGGCUACCUGCAGAAGACGAAGGUGAUCGAGACCUUCCAGGCCCAGGCCAACAAGACCGACGAGGGCAUCACCAUCUUCGUCCCCAAGGACUCGGCCUUCGCCGCGCUCAAGAAGUCCACCUUCUCCAACCUCACCAGCGACCAGCUCAAGACGCUGCUCCUCUACCACGCCUUCCCCAAGUACUACCCGCUGGCGCAGUUCAGGAACCUCAGCUCGCUCAACCCGGUGAACACCUUCGCCGGCUCGCCCUACACGCUCAACCUCACCGACGACAUGGGCAGCAUCAGCGUCGAGUCCAUGUGGUCCAAGCCCAAGAUCUCCAGCAGCGUCUACGCCACCAAGCCCAUCGCCGUCUACUCCAUCAACAAGGUGCUGCUGCCCAUGCAGCUCUUCAGCAAGGACCCGCCGCUGGCGCCGGCGCCCGCGCCCGCGCCGGAGUCAGGGGCGUCGGACAUCGCCCCCAGCCCGGGCAGCGCCAAAGCGGGCGCCGGGAACGGCAAGGCGGACUCGACGAGCGCCGGGCAUGUGGGUGCCGCGAAUUGCUUGGGGCUGCUGGCUGCCGCGGCAGGUGGCCUGAUGCUCCUGUGGUGA